GACACAACACCGGUGCGUUGCGUCCAUGGCUGCGUCCCACCAAAACAGGAAGUUUUUAGAGUUGACAGGCUAGCUAACUAGCCUGCAGGUUACAUACGCAUGUUUUAUGUUUCUAGUGUUUAAAUCGUGUGGACUAUCUUUCAAUGCCACAGACGACCAACGAUAAACUCGACAGCAAUUAGACUGUAACAUGCAGUUAUGGAGGAGCGAAAGCUAAAGAGAAAGAGUCCCAAAAUCUCCACCAACACACCGGCUCCGACCAGUGGCACUGCUGGCCGGAAGAGCAGUGCUACCUCCGGGGGACGGCAGGUCGGCUCCAGCCAUAACGCAGGGACUCACUCCAGCCAAAAGAGCAAAACUAGGAGGGGAGUAAGAGACAAACCCAGGCACCCAGGUGUAGGUGGUAAACCUAACCAGAAGCAGGGGCAGGCAGCACCUAUCAUCCAGCACUCCUUUCUGACUGACGUGUCAGACGUACAGGAGAUGGAGAAUGGCCUGCUCAGUCUGCUCGAUGACUUCCACUCAGGGAAACUACAAGCAUUUGGCAAUGAGUGCUCCAUUGGCCAGAUGGAGCAUGUGAGAGAAAUGCAGGAGAAACUGGCCCGUUUGCACUUUGACCUCUACGGCGAGGUGGAUGAAAUGCCAGAGGACCAAAGGAAAGUGGCCUGCGACACCAACAUGGACAAACUACUUCUUAAUCUUGAGGAGCUGAGUUCUUCUAUUCAGAAACUCAAUCUAGCCGACUCCCAAGAGAUCCCGAGGACUGCCAGUAUAGAGACCCCUUCUCAUAACCCCGUCUGAAGCCAGCUUGAUGCACUUCUUCUUCUUCUCUCGAGUAUUGUGGCAGAAAUGGCACCCCAGCUGUUCACCAGCGUCGUCCGUACAGCAGGAUGGAUGUAACAACAGGGAUGCACUUAUUUUUGGAUGCUAACAAUAGACAUGAUUUUAAUUUCAGCACCUUUUCUGAUGAACCCUAAACUGUUUCUCGUAUAAUCAGUGUUAUAUUUAGUGAGGUUUAAGAUCUUUACAUUACUAUCUGACAGUAUACUUUACACUUUGGUAUUUGGUGCAUCCCUGUCUUGGCCAGUUUUAAAGUCAAGUUGUAGCCAGUUCCCUCACAUCCGCUCUGUCUGGAUUUGCAAUACAUAGCUAGCCAAAGUGACAUUUGAUAUGAAGCAUUCUCCUUGUUUGGUCCAAAAGUUGAUGAAUUCCUUCAAAGUGUUUAUCAGCUUUGUUAAAUGUGAACUGACUGCAAACGUGCUCCUUUAGCACUUUUCAGAUAUAUGUGAACUUACUCUGUUGCACUUUGUCUUAUCUUUGUCACAGGUCAGUGUCACUCACAAACUUAGGACCUAGACAUUAACUUAUCAAUAUAUGUAUACAGAAAUUCUUGUUUUGAACUAUUUCCCAUAGCUUGUAUCUAAUCCUAGACACAGCAAAAACCUACUUGUAUCCUAAUUAGUUAAAUUGAUUACAUUUAAAAUGACAUAUAAAUGCACAGUAGAUUCUGACCAUGUUGACUGCGCCGUAUGUUAUUAAGAAAAAUAACCCAAGUUUGUGAUUUUGCAUAUGAUUUCUAGCUACAUAUGAGUAGCCUGAUAUCUACUACAACACCUUGUUCAGUGUUGAAUAUAUAUUUGCACAUAUCCAUUCAAUACGCGGAACACACUGCACAUUUUCAUUGGUGUGAUGCUGGAAAAUGCUGAGUUAUCCAAAUGUUUUCAUCACAACCAUGCCUUAAUGUUUUUCAUUUCAUCAUUUUUGCCUUAUUGGUUCUUACCUUCUAAUCAAACUUACAUAGAGCGGGUUUGGAUUGUGUGGUUUUAAAGAUCAUUUGAUGCUGCUUUGAUUGUAAAUCUUUAUUUUAAUCAGUGUUGUUAGGGGAUGUGGGAUUAUUCAGAAGUGUUUUACUGCUUUAACUGUUUUGUGGUUUGACUUUUAUUGACCCAAUAAAUGUGUUGUCUGAAUCUU
This is a messenger RNA of Notothenia coriiceps (black rockcod), 1971 nucleotides long. RefSeq names its product coiled-coil domain containing 28A (gene ccdc28a). Lineage: Eukaryota; Metazoa; Chordata; Actinopteri; Perciformes; Nototheniidae. The coding region runs from base 199 to 801 and encodes 200 amino acids. The record is from RefSeq and is a predicted model, not a curated record. The transcript is spliced from 6 exons.